CUCCGCUGUGGUGCUGAUCACCGACACUCAACCGAGAAGACUCCCUCGCGAACCAAAUACAAGGGCGCUAUUUCGAUGUAUGGAUGUGACGAAAAAGAGAACAUAGACGAGCCCCAACAUGACGGGCAACGUCCCGGCCGCCUGAUUUCGCGCAACCCGGCGGAGCGAGCGCGGCUGUCCUUCUCUAAGGUGAAUGUUGAUGACACCAUUGAAAUGUUACCAAAAUCAAGGCGAGCGUUGACCAUUCAAGAGAUUGCAGCGUUGGCGCGAUCCUCCCUGCAUGGUAUUUCGCAGGUAGUGAAGGACCAUGUGACGAAGCCCACAGCCAUGGCCCAGGGCAGAGUAGCUCACCUCAUCGAGUGGAAGGGAUGGUGUAAGCCGAUGGAAACGCCUGCAGCCCUGGAAUCGGACUUUAAUUCUUACUCUGAUCUCACCGAGGGAGAGCAGGAGGCACGCUUUGCUGCUGGUGUCGCAGAACAGUUCGCCAUUGCCGAGGCUAAACUGAGGGCCUGGUCGUCAGUGGAUGGUGACGAUUCCAACGAUGACUCAUACGAUGAAGACUUUUUGCCUGCCAACGAGCCUGCAACACAGAGCACAGAUGUGCCGUCAUAUCCUCUGCACUUAAAGGACCUGAUCCACAGUCAGCUUUGUCAACACCUGGCCCUGCGUGAGCCGCGCAGAGAAGGAGAGAGCGGAGGAGGCGGCAGGGAGCCGUCCCCCACGGCGGGCUCGCCGGACACUCUGUGCUCCAGCCUGUGCAGCCUCGAUGAACACCACCCGCUCCUGCGCGACCUGAGCGGCCACCGCGGGGGGCACGGCGACGCCGCCGAGCUGGCCGCCAAAAUUCUGGCGGCGCUGCAGGGAGGGGAGGAGCUUCUGCUGGCCCGACUUCAGAGGGUGGCCCAAACGGGGCCCGUUGGGAGGGACUGUGGUUUCCAUACCAUAGGGGGCAGCGUGCAUGGCAUCAGGCCUCGCGGUGGUCAGGAGUCUCCCGCGUAUUCAAUGUCCUACUCUGAGACAUACCUGUCGCCCGGGGAGGACGACGACACCCCCUGCAAGGACUACGAGGCCACCUUGUGCCAGGCGGAGGCCAACGCGGAGGAGUUCCCACGGGAUUACGAGCCUCGCAGGAGGAUGUCCGAUGUGGCCUCUUCAGGGGUCGUUUCGCUUGAUGAGGAUGAGGAGGAGGUUGACGAAACAGAUCAGGGCGGCUCAAACGACCAAUGACUCCUCUCACCUCAGUGUUAUUUGACGCUCUUUUUUUUACGCCCUCUAUCAUGAGGCCAACGUUUGAUUGUUUACAGUGGAAACCCGCAUACUUGCGAAGUCACCUAUUUGUUUUCUUCUUUGUUGUAUAUCCCCGCUUAUUCAAGAUUUUUGUUGGGUUUAAAAACAAAAACAAAAAACAAUGCAAUUCGAAUGGGCGUCAAUUAUCCACCGAUUUUCGCUAUUCGCGGUCAGGCCCGGUCAAUAUCCUCUGCGAAUUGCGGAGGUCCACUGUACGCCUCUUCAUCAUCCAUCUUUGCCUUACUUGCAAAAUUUCAACCCCAUUUGAUAAUUCUUAAGAAACUCAUUCAA
Phycodurus eques (leafy seadragon) is the source of this 1578-nucleotide messenger RNA. It is a transcript of the gene fam131ab, whose product is annotated as family with sequence similarity 131 member Ab. Lineage: Eukaryota; Metazoa; Chordata; Actinopteri; Syngnathiformes; Syngnathidae. The transcript has 5 exons. The record is from RefSeq and is a predicted model, not a curated record. The coding region runs from base 76 to 1227 and encodes 383 amino acids.